CUGCAUCUUUCUGGAUCUUCAGGAUUUGACACGUUAAAUAUUAUUCCAGUGCAUUACAAUUUCCCGCCUUUCUAAUUUUAUUUUCUGUUCUCGGUGGAAGCACAUUUCCAUUAACCCCUCUCACUUCACCAGAAUCUUAAUGUGCUCUACGUAUAUCAAUAUUUAAAGAGUAGGACGAUCUGGCAGGUUGCCCAGGCAAGAAGGUCAAGGGCGCAUUAAGGACUGCGCGUUUUCACUGCACUUCACGAUGCAUCCCUGGACGCUGCCUGCCGCCCCCAAUAAUCACAGCUGGGCACAGGGAGCCCCGGGACCAAGACGCUGUUAACAGAGAUCCACCGAUUUCUUCAGGGAAAUGGCAACAGGGAACGUUGGUGGGCUCCACAUUGAAGAGAAGCCCAACUCCGCGACCGAUAACAUCCGGAGCCUUCUUCGCUGCAUGCUAACCGUCCACCGUGCGGGUAAAUGGGGCGCCCCCGACCCUCUGAGGAAAGCCAAGGGGCCGCCAGACUCGCCCCAUACACACGUGGUCCAGCGGCCGCCCCCAGCGCCUCGAGAGAGUCACGUGCGGCCGGCGCCUGCUCCUCGAAGCCCCCGUCUUUCGCCUGGCUGCUGAGGAUGGUGGGGCAGGCGGCGGCAGCUUUGGGCCGCGGGCUGGAGCGCAGGAACGGCGGCUGUUGGGGUCGGAGCCGAGGCGCGGUCCUGCUUCUCUUCUUCUCCCUGUCGCCCAGGCCCUCUGGCGGAGCGGCGUGGCUACUGGGGCUGCGGCCAGAGGAUACGGCGCCCGGGCGCGUGUGGCUCGAAGGGGGAGCGCUGCGAGCGGCCGAGGGCUCCCGCUUCUUGUUGCGCCUCUACUUCCAGCCGCCGGCCGAAGGGAGCGCCGCCAGUAACGGCAGCAGCGCGAGCGAGAAGGUCGAGCGCCGCGUCGUCUUCGUGGAGGAGCCAGCCAAGGUGGAGCGCUGCCCCGAACGCAGCGCCUGGGCCUCGGACGUGGAAGUGCUGGGCCCGCUGUUGCCCGGAGGCUCGGCCGGCUCGGCUUUAGCCGAGGUGAGAGUGCGGGAACCGCGAAAGGGUGAGCCCGGCGCCGGGCCUGAAGGGCGUCGGUUCGGGCUCUGCGCUUGGGAUGGACGAGCCUGGCAACUGCACGGCGCGCCGGGGGGCUUCGUGCUGCAAGUGGAAGCGCCGGCGGCGGGCUCGACCGCGUGGCUGGUCCCGUUGCCCACCGCCGGCUGGUUGCGGGCUCUGGGCGCACUAAUCCUGCUAGCUCUGUCGGCGCUGUUCAGUGGCCUCCGCCUGGCCGUGCUGUCCCUCGAUCCGAUGGAGCUGCGGGUGCUGCGCAACAGUGGCUCGGCUGCCGAGAGGGACCAGGCGCGCAAGGUGGAGGCUGCGCGCGGCCGCGGCGGAAGCGGCACUUACCUACUGUGCACGCUGUUGCUCGGACAGGCGGGUGCCAACGCCACUCUGGCUGGCUGGUUAUGCGCUGCCCUGCGAGCCAGUCACACUGCCCUGCCCGAAGAGAGCCAAGGUGUGCCAUGGCUGCCUGUGCUGCUCUGCACCGGUGUCGUCUUAUUGGGCGGUGAGGUGUUGCCCUACUCCAUUUGUUCCCGCCACGGGUUAGCCAUUGCUGCACACACGCUCUUUCUCACCCGGCUGCUUAUGGCCGCCACCUUCCCCAUAUGCUAUCCACUCAGCCGUUUGCUGGAUUGGGCUUUGCAUCAAGAGCUGAGCACCUUCUCCACAAGGGAGCGCCUGCUGGAGACCCUGAGGGCUGCUGACCCCCAUGGUGAUCUUGUGAGUGAGGAGCUAGCCAUGGUCCAGGGUGCGUUGGAAUUACGCACCAAGGUAGUUGAGGACAUCUUGACUCCUCUGAAUGAUUGCUUUAUGUUGCACUCUCAUGCCAUACUUGACUUCACUACCAUUUCUGAGAUUCUUCGCUCAGGCUAUACCCGCAUCCCUGUAUAUGAAGGUGAACGACGGGACAACAUUGUCGACUUGCUGUUUGUCAAGGAUUUGGCUUUCGUGGAUCCUGAUGACUGCACACCACUGCAGACAGUUACUCGCUUCUAUCACCGCCCGCUGCACUGUGUUUUCCAUGACACCCGCCUAGAUACGCUGCUCGAGGAGUUCAAGAAGGGUAAAUCACACCUUGCAAUCGUACAGAGAGUAAAUGAUGAAGGAGAAGGAGACCCUUUCUAUGAGGUGUUGGGAAUUGUCACCCUGGAGGAUGUGAUUGAAGAGAUAAUCAAAUCGGAGAUUCUGGAUGAGACGGAUCUCUAUACAGACAAUCAAAAAAAGGAAAGGGUCCCCCAUCGGGGGAGGAAACCUCAUGAUUUCUCCAUCUUUAGGCUUUCAGAUAGUGAGAUGAGAGUAAAGAUCACGCCACAGCUGCUACUGGCCACUCAUCGCUUCAUGGCUACAGAGGUAGAGCCUUUCAAGAUGCCACAUCUCUCAGAGAAGAUCCUGCUGCGGCUUCUCAAACAUCCCAAUGUCAUCCAGGAGAUUAAAUUUGAUCACAAAAACAAGCGAGCACCUGAACACUAUCUUUACCAGCGUAACCGGCCAGUUGACUAUUUUGUACUCAUUUUACAGGGAAAAGUGGAAGUAGAAGUGGGAAAAGAAGGAUUGCGAUUUGAAAAUGGUGCUUUCACAUAUUAUGGUGUUCCAGCAAUCAUGACUGUCAUCUGUUCAGAUAAUGAUGGGCGUAAAAUGAGCAGCCUGGCUGGAUCAUCUUUCCUGUUGCCCGUGUCUGUGUCUCGUACCUUUGCCUUCAGCCGAGGGGAAUCUUUGGCUGGGUCCCCAGUGAAUCAAUCCCCAUCCCGUUGCAGUGGAUUAAACCGCUCUGAGUCUCCAAUUCGAGAACGUAAUGACUAUGGAGGCAGCAGCACCCAACUUCAUAGUGGCAGCAACAACAACAUAUACACUCCAGAUUACUCUGUUCAUAUUCUGUGUGAUGUACAGUUUGUCAAGAUUACUCGGCAACAGUAUCAGAACGCACUGGCUGCCAGCCGCAUGGAUACCUCUCCCCAAACUCCUGACAUGGAUGUUUUUAAUGAUGGUGAUUCCACAAAGGCUCCCACAGUUAGAGGCACCCCACAGACACCCAAGGAUGAUCCUGCUAUCCUCUUGAAUGAGAGAAGUAGCAUUGUGGCCAGCAAGUCAGAGGGGAAUAUAAAGAGCCCUACAGACUCUUUGUUCCUGCACGUGGAGGGGAUCCCCCACCACCAGGAGGAGUUGACAGGCCACCCAGAAAUCAGCAUGCAGAAAAAUGAAGAUUAUAUUGUCAGGCUGGAACCUGAGUCCUCAAGCAGGGAAAUGGAGUUUAGCACAUCUCCAGGUGCUCCUCAGGAACCCCUAGGAAAGAAGCUACUUUGGACACUUAGUGGGAGGAAAAAACCUUCGGCAGACAGUGAGAAAAGUUCAGAUGAUAAUACUAACUUCACAUCGCUUAUCACAUGAGUAGCAACAUGGCUCUGCCUUUCUCACAGGUCUGCAGCAUGACAGCGACUGUGACCAGAUUCAUGUGUAUGUGACAGCACCUGCUUCUCCAACAUUAACCACCCCUUACCUUUAGGGUUAAAGAGACCACAGCCAUUUAAGCUUCAGAAGUGGCGUCAGCAAAUAUGAGCUGAGAAAGUCUCCGGAAAAAGUGGAAAUGAAAACAGUAUAUCGGUGGAGUAUAAAGAUUCCUUUAGGUAGUUUAGCAGGGCAGUGUCCUCACCAUCUCAAGAGUUACUAUCACUGGGAAAAAUAUAAAGGAGGAAGGCACACAGGCCUUCUUUCCUGCUAGACAUGCCACUCCAUUAGUGUAGUCCAGGAGAAGAUAUGAGUGCAGGUAUAUGCAACAACAUCGCACCAUAUACUCAAGAGUUCAUCUGUAUCUGUGCAUUAUCCAAACCAGCCCUAGACAUAUUGAUACUGGUAAACAGCACCAGCAGGAUUUAGGUUGAUGGUAUGAAGUGCAGAUCAUGGUACAAAUUACCUUGUCAUUUGUAACCCAUGAAUAAAUGGGCUUUUGACCCUGAUAUUCUGAUUUCAAAUUAAUUGACAAAAAAGAACAGUUAAUAUCAGAUCUCUGGGAGAAAUAAUAUGCACUUGUUUUAAAUUUAGUUCCUUUGAUGUAUAGCUUAGACACGUACAGGAGAGAUGGAGAGAGGGAAAGAUAAAGAAAAAAUGUUUUAGUAGAGGUGCCCCCAAAAUGUGACCUUUAUGCAUCUUCAUCAGGAUCAAAAUUGAGAUCAUUGAAUGCUUAAACAUGGUUUUGAAGUCAAUUUUUCCAGCUGUUUAGCUGGUAAAGAUCCAAAAGUGGCACUACUAACAUUUCAUGGACAGACACAUCUAACAGUGGCAGGUCCACAGAGGUAUUUCUGAAGAGUCACUUACUGCAGUUUUCUUGUUCUUCAAGUAAGGGAGAGGCAGUAUUUGCAUGUGAAGUAAAAAAGAAAAGUUUUAUUC
Messenger RNA from Thamnophis elegans (Western terrestrial garter snake), 4449 nucleotides. It is a transcript of the gene CNNM1, whose product is annotated as cyclin and CBS domain divalent metal cation transport mediator 1. The transcript is spliced from 13 exons. Bases 463 to 3453 code for a protein of 996 amino acids. The record is from RefSeq and is a predicted model, not a curated record. Lineage: Eukaryota; Metazoa; Chordata; Lepidosauria; Squamata; Natricidae. Gene Ontology annotation, biological process: magnesium ion homeostasis; transport. Gene Ontology annotation, molecular function: transmembrane transporter activity. Gene Ontology annotation, cellular component: plasma membrane.